Molecule: messenger RNA, 270 nt
Organism: Puccinia graminis f. sp. tritici CRL 75-36-700-3
Lineage: Eukaryota; Fungi; Basidiomycota; Pucciniomycetes; Pucciniales; Pucciniaceae
Exons: 2
Source: RefSeq, a predicted model, not a curated record
AUGGAAGCAGACAUCAGUCUGAACGAUUUGAUGGGACGUAUCCGAGGACAGCCCAGCCUCACAACCGAGCAGAAGGCUCGCAUCGCCGGUAUAUUUGCAAGGGUCGUGGGCUCCGGACGAACGACAGUCUCUUCGAUCGUUUCACAAGCUCGGACUCGUGGGACCGUUGAAACUGCUGAGAAGAGCAACCGACCUCGAUUGAAUAGCGAGCAAGACUUGAUGCAGCUUCAACGGUCCCUUGCAAGCCACCCCAAGUCAACCCUAGCAGAG